Laetiporus sulphureus 93-53 is the source of this 929-nucleotide messenger RNA. RefSeq lists its product as uncharacterized. The record is from RefSeq and is a predicted model, not a curated record. Lineage: Eukaryota; Fungi; Basidiomycota; Agaricomycetes; Polyporales; Laetiporaceae. Bases 130 to 603 code for a protein of 157 amino acids. The transcript is spliced from 3 exons.
GCGCAACAGACCCUCUCUCCGACUAUCUGAAGGAGACUGUAACCUCGCAAGUCUGUUUCUGAUCCCUGUAGUACAUACAAGCCGUGGGACAAGAACAGCCUCGCCCUAUCAGUAAUAAAGGCUCUAAAAAUGCGACAAUAUCCAAUGAGCCGAAACAAUUCCGAUUCAUCCACGGCACACACAAUAUCCACCUGUCCCAGUCGUUCCAUCAACACUUCCAGUCCAAAUCUCCCGCUAUCCGGGCAUCAAUUUCACGAGAUGCGCAGCGGUGGCUCAUCGAGAUCCACGAGCUUUGCAAGCAGCCUGCAUCCAGCGAAAGUUACACCCGCCGUUAAACCCUGCUUCCUAUGUUCGCGCGACUCCAUCCCUCACAUUCACAAAGUGCUCAGUAGCCCAUCGAAGACGCCCUCAUGCCGCUCUCCAUCUUGUGUGCGAGCGGCACUCCGGUAUCCGUGCAUCGAUAUCGUCUUCGUCUGUGCUGGCCGGACCGACGCCAUUCCUGUCGAUUUCACGAAUGCAUCCCGUGCGCUGUGGAGGAUACGAUGUGAACGAGUUCCAACUGGAGCACUGGAUCGAGAAGAGCGGAACCCGCUGCGUGCGUAGGAAAGCUAGGGCCGUUGGCGUGCGCUGACGUUCAUGCAAAUCGGUGGAUCACGCAUAUGUCUUGGGCGUGGGUUCCUGCUCGCGAUGAUCGAGUCGUGCUGUGUGCAUUGAUUGGGGGCGAUCCAUUCGAGUUCGACGAUGAGUGGCAGACGAGGAUCGAGAUUAUUGUGCGCUGAUCUAGCAGGGGAGGAGAGCGUGAGGGCUCCUUUGAACGUCCGCUGGCUAGAGUGAGAUUGCGGUGGAUCUAGUAUUGCUCGAUCUUGUCGUGUCGCCACGGUCCGUCGCGUGAUAUGGCAUUUUGGCGUCGUUUGUAGAGAUUGUGGACG